UGCGUACUGCCUUCUGAGAUUGCAGCACUUUAUUGUGAAUUUACUGCUUUGCACAUCAUAAAGUUGGAGUUACACUGCUCUCCUACACUGUUUUCAUGACUGAACUGUAGCAACUACGGCAGAUAACAUCCCCCUACAACUCUGCCUAUCUGCAGUGGUUUGAGCCUCGAACACCGAUGUAUCCGUUAGUAAUAGUGAAACGUUACCACAAAUGACGCAAACAGACACAGAAAGCAUGACUGGCACCGUUCUUACCAGUCCUGCUCCUGUAUCCGUACGGCUUUUCCAGGCACUGGUAAGACACCGCUACCUAAUCCCGACGGGGGUAUAAAGAAGGGAGCGCGUGUGACCGGACACAGUGUUCGCCAGGAUCACACCGAAGGCAUCAUGAAGGCGAUCGCUAUCCUGUGCGCGCUGGUGCUUCUGCUGGCCGUGGCCGACGCCACCAAGGGCAAGGGCUUCGGCGGCGGCGGCUACGGCUACGGGGGUGGCUACGCAGUGCAUCACGUCUAUCACCCUGUCUACCACUAUCCGCGACCGAUCUACUACGGAGGAUACGGCCACGGCGGAUACCACGGCGGAUACCACGGCGGAUACCAUAGUGGAUACCACAGCGGAUAUCAUGGUGGGAUUCACGGCGGCUACGCUGGGUCCUAUGGCUACUAAACAGGCUGUGCUAGCAUCAUUGGCGUCUUAUCGAAGGUAAUGCAAUGAAGUCCUUACCAGCGAGAUCUCUUGCGGAGUCUCCAAGAGGAAAGAAGUGCUGCCAUACCUGUGCCAUAUAAUGUAAUUGUAAUUGUUUUAUGACCGUUUUUUUGUGAUGAUACUGUUUUGUGUCCAUGUCAAUUUUGUGUGUCAAAUAUAACUGAGUUACCAAGGCUCAACUUAA
Amphibalanus amphitrite is the source of this 889-nucleotide messenger RNA. Its product is annotated as glycine-rich protein 3-like. The record is from RefSeq and is a predicted model, not a curated record. Bases 388 to 666 code for a protein of 92 amino acids. The transcript is spliced from 2 exons. Lineage: Eukaryota; Metazoa; Arthropoda; Thecostraca; Balanomorpha; Balanidae.